AUGGCGGCUAAGAAACGAAUUCCUAAGAAACAGUUUGCAAAAGUCGUCAAAUACGGAUUCCCCAACAAUCUCCGUAAACAUAGCCUCGAAAUCCUUCUGAACUUGUUUAAGUUGUGUCGCUCAGUGGAUUGGAUACAAGAAGAAAAGACAUGUCGGCUAAACUCAAGAUUUGUCUUCAAGAAAGACAACAGUCUAAUAACUAAAGGCCCAACCUUUCAUGAACUGGAGGAUUUUCCAGUGCACUUGGCUAGCAAUUGCUUAAACAACAUCUGUAGUGAAGAUGAAAUUUGUAUUGGUGGAAAAUGUGUACAGGUUUUAAAAGAAUUUGUACUAAAUCUUACACGUGAAAAGAAGAAAACACUUGAUUGUUCAGAGAUUUUGAAAAGAGAACCAAGUAAAAGAGGACAAGAUGGAGUUUAUGUUAUUUUCCCUGACACCCGGAGAGAGGUCUUCUGUGACAUGACAACCGAUGGAGGAGGAUGGACGGUCAUUCAGAAACGAGAGGAUGGAGACGUGGAUUUUUACAGGACAUGGAUAGAGUAUAGGCAAGGAUUUGGGAAUUCCUCUAAAAACUACUGGAUAGGGAAUGAUGCAAUUCACACCUUAACAAUGAAUAAAAACCAGGAACUCCGAGUUGAUCUCCAGAGACAUAACGGAGAACAGGCGUACGCUGUGUACACCACAUUUUACAUCGGAGAUGAAGACAGUAAAUACAGACUAACAGUGUCCGGAUACAGCGGAACUGCGGGUGAUAGUUUGUGGUAUAACAAUAGAAUGAUAUUUACAACAAAAGAUCAGGACAAUGACAGAAGUGUUCUAAACUGUGGUGUAUCAUAUCACGGAGGUUGGUGGUACAACCAAUGUGCCUUUGCAAAUCUUAACGGACAGUACGCCCAGUCAGCUCGGUUUGGUUGGAAAUAUACGAUAUGGUAUUACUGGAAAGGAACAACUGAGACAUUAAAACAGACUUUGAUGAUGGUUAGAAACAAAAACUAG
Molecule: messenger RNA, 996 nt
Organism: Saccostrea cuccullata (small rock oyster)
Lineage: Eukaryota; Metazoa; Mollusca; Bivalvia; Ostreida; Ostreidae
Product: fibrinogen-like protein A
Exons: 9
Coding region: 1-996 (331 amino acids)
Source: RefSeq, a predicted model, not a curated record